AUGCCUGGUCUUCUCUGGGAUUGCUGGCCUUUCCUGGAGAUCAGAGCGGUCCUCUGUGCCAUGGGCUGUAUUCAGAGCAUCAGCGGUAAAGCCAGAGUGUUCCGGGAAGGUAUUACGGUGAUUGAUGUGAAAGCCUCCAUCGACCCCAUACCCACCAGCAUCGAUGAGUCCUCCAGCGUGGUGCUCCGCUACCGGACACCCCACUUCCGCGCCUCUGCCCAGGUGGUCAUGCCGCCCAUACCCAAGAAGGAGACCUGGAUAGUUGGCUGGAUUCAGGCGUGCAGCCACAUGGAAUUCUACAACCAGUACGGGGAGCAGGGCAUGUCCAGCUGGGAGCUCCCAGAUCUGCAGGAGGGCAAGAUCGAGGCCAUCAGUGACUCUGACGGGGUCAACUACCCCUGGUACGGCAACACCACGGAGACGUGCACCAUCGUGGGCCCCACCAAGAGAGACUCCAAGUUCAUCAUCAGCAUGAAUGACAACUUCUACCCCAGCGUCACGUGGGCCGUGCCGGUCAGCGAGAGCAAUGUGGCCAAACUGACCAACAUCUACCGGGACCAGAGCUUCACCACGUGGCUGGUGGCCACCAACACCUCGACCAAUGACAUGAUCAUCCUGCAAACGCUGCACUGGCGGAUGCAGCUCAGCAUCGAGGUGAACCCCAACCGGCCCCUGGGCCAGCGGGCCCGGCUACGCGAGCCCAUUGCCCAAGACCAGCCCAAAAUCCUGAGCAAAAACGAACCCAUCCCUCCCAGCGCCCUGGUCAAGCCCAACGCCAAUGACGCCCAGGUCCUCAUGUGGAGGCCCAAGUACGGGCCACCACUGGUGGUGAUCCCCCCCAAGCACCGGUAA
Messenger RNA from Elephantulus edwardii (Cape elephant shrew), 852 nucleotides. RefSeq names its product family with sequence similarity 78, member A (gene FAM78A). Lineage: Eukaryota; Metazoa; Chordata; Mammalia; Macroscelidea; Macroscelididae. The transcript is spliced from 2 exons. The record is from RefSeq and is a predicted model, not a curated record. Bases 1 to 852 code for a protein of 283 amino acids.